Molecule: messenger RNA, 1767 nt
Organism: Dendroctonus ponderosae (mountain pine beetle)
Lineage: Eukaryota; Metazoa; Arthropoda; Insecta; Coleoptera; Curculionidae
Product: pre-mRNA-processing factor 40 homolog A-like
Exons: 8
Coding region: 653-1720 (355 amino acids)
Biological process (GO): mRNA cis splicing, via spliceosome
Cellular component (GO): U2-type prespliceosome; U1 snRNP
Molecular function (GO): protein binding; RNA binding
Source: RefSeq, a predicted model, not a curated record
CGAUGCCAAUUCGGAUCUGUCAAAAAGUAAAGGACUGACCACGUUUUCGUGUUGUAUAAUAUUAUUGUAUUAGGAAAUACAGUGAUGCUAUAUUAAAUGAAAUAUUCCAAGUUUUUGCAACUACUUGCAACAUUUUUACUACAACGAAAUACAAACUAAAAGAAAAGAAGAAAAUAAAUAUAUUACACGAAUACACAUGAAAUAAGAGAAAUAGUAGCUAUAAAUUAUCAAAUAACGAUAUGGUAAUUAAGAACAGCAAAUCCAUUUUUGCAUAAGAAAUUCACAAAAUCCCGCAUGGUGACAAGUACUAAUAAUAAGUGAGCACGUUAACAUAAAAGAGUCUCAAAAUUGUGUCCAAAAAUCCUCCAUACCACAGGCAUGGACUGUGACCCGCGGGUGCACUUGUUGGGAAAACUAGUAAUGGGGAAGACUCAACUGAGGAACGAUCCUAUAGAAAAAAAGAAAGAACAAAAAGAAGAAAACAGGUUAGGUUGGUCUGGCGGAUUUUGUCAUUUUGUGUUGGUGUAGCAGCCGCAAUUUAGGGAAGUGGUCGGAAGUCUAAAAAAUAUCUAAAUUAUCUUAUUUAAUUUAGUUAUGAGCGAAUGAAAUAUAUUGAUUUUCGCUAUUUUUGUUGACACAAGCAGCGACCAGAAUGGAUCAAUCGCAAGGUUUUGUUGCUCCUCCAGGCAUUGGAACGCCUCCACUGAUGCCUCAGGUACCGAUUUCUGGUAUGUCCGGAUUUAGCCCGAUUAUCCCAGCCCCAUUCAGUGUGCCACCUCCAGGAUUUGGUGCUCCUGCUAUACCUCCUGUCUUACCUUCACUUGGCGGUUCAAUCAGUGAGUGGACUGAGCACAAAGCACCUGAUGGUCGAACAUAUUAUUACAACAUUGUUACAAAGCAAAGUAGUUGGAUAAAGCCGGACUGUUUAAAGACACCAGCAGAGGUGGAAUUGUGUCAGUGUCCCUGGAAAGAAUUUACUGCUGAAAAUGGAAAAACAUACUAUCAUAAUAUUAACACAAAAGAAUCACGAUGGAUUAUACCACCCGAAUUGGAAGAGAUCAAAAAAAGGGUUACAGAAGAGUCUAAACCAAAAAGCGUGCCAGUGUCACCCAAAGAAAUUACAAGCCCUUUUUCAAUAUCUGCUUCCAUUUCUCCAUCAAACUCGCCAAACGUUUCAAAUUCCACUGCCAGUCCAGGUCCAAAGAGUAACGCGAUGGAAGCGGCAAUGGCAGCAACAUUAGCAGCAAUUUCCAUUCCAACUCCUCCUAACCGACCUGAAGAUGAUGUGUAUACGUCAAAUCAUUAUGAUCGAACUGAAACAAAACCGUCGACUCCCGAACCGAAAGUAUAUAAGGAUAAGAAGGAGGCUAUGGAAGCAUUUAAAGACCUAUUAAAAGAUAAAAAUGUCCCAUCCAACGCAUCGUGGGAUCAGUGCGUAAAAAUUAUUCAAAAUGAUCCACGGUAUGAGACGUUUAAAAAACUGAAUGAGAGGAAGCAGGUUUUUAAUGCGUAUAAAACACAAAAACAGAAAGACGAGAAAGAAGAACAGAGAACCAAGGCCAAGAAGUCAAAAGAACACCUUGAAGAGUUUCUGAUGAAGUCGGAUAAAAUGCUGUCUACCACUAAAUAUUACAAGUGCGAUGAGCUCUUCGGUCAUUUGGAGGUAAAAUUUCAGAUUAAUUCAAAGUAUGCUUUCAAACCUAGCAAUAACAAGUUGUGAACUGUGUUUGAUCAAUCUGCCAAGCAUUUAAAAUCUGGUCUAAACCA